GGUUUGGAGAGCCUUGGCAAGCAUUUGAAAAUAAAGGAGAUUAUUCUGUCGGAGUGUAAGCAGAUUACUGAUACAGGAAUGAAGAUAUUGAGCGCUGACUUGAAAAAACUAGACUACCUUGAUUUGUCUUUCUGCCGGCACAUAUCAAAUUCUACAUUAAAAUAUUUGUCAUUGAAUUGUCGCAAAAUCACAUGUCUUAUACUGGUAGGAUGUUUCAAGGUCAGCGAUGCAGGGAUUCAGUUAAUAGCUUCAGGGUGCAAUUUCCUGCAUUAUCUGGAUAUUUCAGGUUGCAGAAAUGUUACCGACAAAGCACUAAAAUACUUGGCGAAAGGUUGCUUGCAGCUCCGAAUACUUAAGAUGUUGUACUGCGUAGCUAUUACCCGACCGGCUGUCUCAAAUUACGCCCCGAGGCUCCAGAAAUACGAAUAUAACGACGACGAACCGCCUCUAGGGUUCGGUUACGUAGUCAGUGGUGAUGAAUUGACCUCGGCCAAGAAACUGAAAAAACGUCGAUACAGCACAAUGGCGCCACCCGUGAGCAUGGGAGGGAGUUCGGGGGAAAAAGACUACGAACAAACCAAACAUUCUCUGGUGGACGGUAUAACGGAGCAAGUGGUGGAAGAAAGUUUGAUCUCGCCGGGAAGUCUUGCCGAAGAUCCUUGA
Molecule: messenger RNA, 663 nt
Organism: Thamnophis sirtalis
Lineage: Eukaryota; Metazoa; Chordata; Lepidosauria; Squamata; Natricidae
Source: RefSeq, a predicted model, not a curated record